Molecule: messenger RNA, 1791 nt
Organism: Polyodon spathula (Mississippi paddlefish)
Lineage: Eukaryota; Metazoa; Chordata; Actinopteri; Acipenseriformes; Polyodontidae
Product: cytochrome P450 20A1-like
Exons: 9
Coding region: 474-1325 (283 amino acids)
Cellular component (GO): membrane
Molecular function (GO): heme binding; iron ion binding; monooxygenase activity
Source: RefSeq, a predicted model, not a curated record
UUAAAUGAGAUAGAGAGAGUAUGUGUCCAUACCAACUAUAAAACACUUAUUCUGCAUUCAAGAACUAUUCAUUGAUCAGCGAUAAGCUGUGUUGUGCCCUUGGUCUUGUAUUUUCUGGUCUUGUAUUCUGUCUGUUGCUCACUUGUUUAUUUUUCUACCUAACACACACACACCGUGUCAGAGCACUUGAUAAAAUCUCAUUUGUAUUUUGUCCCUCUGUUUGGUCUUGUUUGACUUCCUUAUUUUCACCAGUACAGUGCAUUUCCCUGUAAUGAGAGCUAAUCGCAGUGUUCUGCAUUCAAAUUAUCAACCCAGGUUGGACUCUCUGACUAAUCAUGCGAUUAAUCUAGUAGUUGGACAAUUCAGCGUGCUGUCCCUUCCUCUUGCAGCUGGCUGAUGAACUGCUGUCCAAGUGGGAAUCCUACCCAGCCUCUCAGCACAUUCCCCUGUGCCAGCACCUGCUGGGCCUCGCUAUGAAGUCAGCUACCCAGACUGCGAUGGGUAGCAGGUUCGAGGACGAUCAAGAAGUGAUCCAGUUUCGCAAAAACCACGAUGCUAUUUGGUCAGAGAUUGGGAAGGGCUUUUUGGACGGAUCCCUUGAGAAAAGCUUUACCAGGAAAAAGCACUACGAGGAUGCACUCGCAGAAAUGGAAUCAUUGCUGAAGAAAGUUGCGAAAGAAUGGCGAGGCAAGAGCUUCAGCCAGCAUGUAUUCAUGGAUACAUUACUUCAGGGAAAUCUGAGUGAGAAACAGGUGUUGGAGGACAGUAUGAUUUUCUCCCUGGCUGGCUGUGUGAUAGCUGCCAAUUUGUGCAGCUGGGCAGUUUAUUUCCUGUCAACUUCAGAAGACGUGCAAGAGAAGCUUUACAGAGAGUUCAACCAGGUGCUCGGAAAGAGUCCCAUUUCUUUUGACAAGAUAGAACAAUUAAAAUCCAAAAUGACAGCGAAGGAAAGAGUAGAACGAAUGUUCAGGAUGAAAUCUUCCAUUUACUUUAAAUAUUGGAUACUGCUGGUCAGUCUGACGCUGGUUAUAUAUGCCCUUGGUGUGGUUCUUCAGGACAGCACAGCAUGGCCCUUACCGUACAGGUUUGAUCCGGACAGAUUUAAUGAAGAAUCUGCCAGGAGAAAUCUGUCACUGCUCGGGGUCUCAGGAAGUCAGGAGUGUCCUGAGCUGAGGUUUGCCUACACUGUAGCCACAGUCCUGCUCAGCUCCCUUGUGAGGGAACUGAAGCUCCACCACGUCCAGAACCAAGCUCUGGAGACCAAAUAUGAGCUUGUCUCGUCACCCAAGGAGGAAACAUGGGUAACAGUGAGCAAGAGGACCUAGAGUCUGUACAGCUGACCAAUGUGGGGUUAUUAGUGCAGGAGAUCUCUUUGUGAUGUUGGUCUGAUUCGAAAGGCACCUUUGUGGUACAUUGCUGGAGUCUAGUCUAAUGAUCUAAACAGUUGCUAAUUUUAAUACUGGCACCCUAGUAUUUUCCCUUUUAAUGUAUUCUUAUUGUAUGUACUGCAGUAAUGUUUGUAAGCAGGUGGGAGGCACUAGAAAAACUCAUGUAGUGUUAAAGAGUGGCAGAUAUUUAUAUUUGCCAUGGUUUAUAUUAUUAAAUUAUACCCUGGUGUGUUAGUGACAAUGAAGCAUUUCUUUGAACAGAUUUCAAAGAGCGAGAUUAAACCCUGCCAGGUUUUUAAAAUGCACCCUCUCAUUCCAUUUGAAUGAUGGAUUUCAAUAUAUAUUUUACCAAAUGAAUCAAACUGUUCAAGUAGUAUGGUGUUACGCACUUUAAAAUCAUGGA